Amblyraja radiata (thorny skate) is the source of this 779-nucleotide messenger RNA. Its product is annotated as CRAL-TRIO domain-containing protein C589.09, mitochondrial-like. The transcript is spliced from 4 exons. Bases 1 to 663 code for a protein of 220 amino acids. The record is from RefSeq and is a predicted model, not a curated record. NCBI's taxonomy places the organism in Eukaryota, Metazoa, Chordata, Chondrichthyes, Rajiformes, Rajidae.
AUGUGCGACAUCCCCACUAACUGUAUUCUAGAGCGGUUCAAACUGUUCAAUCGGCGUCAGAUCAUUGACGAGUCCGUUGACAACUACAUCGCCGCGUUGCGACACAUGGCCAGACAUUGUCGCCUGGACGCUCUCACACCAGACCAAGAUCUAAAUGACAAAGUACUUGCAAGGUUCCUGCGAGCUUUCCGAACGGUCGACCGCGCCUUUAACGCCAUCAUCCAGUACCUGAAAUGGAGGCAGGAGUUUGGUGUUGACUCGAUUACAAUUGAAGACCCGGAUGUCAUGAACGAGCUGAAAAGUGGCAAGGCAGUAUUGUUAGAUGAACGAGACAACAGUGGCAGGCAGGAAUCAGCGGCCCACCUGUGCGAUGAUGAUACCUGUGACAAUUUCUGCAUUGUUUUUGACAUGAAGGACUUUUCGAUGAGCACCAUGGAUUACCAGUUCGUUAAGAGCUUAAUCUGGUUGCUCUCCAAUUACUAUCCGGAGAGACUAGGGAUCUGGCUCAUCGUCAAUCCCCCGGUGCUCUUCACUGGAUGCUGGGCAAUCAUCCGUGGUUGGCUGGAUGAAAAGACGGCCAAGAAGGUCGUCUUCGUCUCCAGGCCGGAGCAGCUGGCUGAGUAUAUUCGACUCGAGAUCUUACCCAGAAACCUGUUCCAAUGAGCCGGACACCAUGGAAAACUAUCUAUUGUGCGAUGCUCAAAACAGCUCAUUCGCCUGGAGAUUUGCAACUGUGCUGACACAAUUUAAAAAGAAAUUACUGUAAAUUUAAAAAAUAA